Messenger RNA from Malania oleifera, 798 nucleotides. Its product is annotated as F-box protein At1g67340-like. The coding region runs from base 1 to 798 and encodes 265 amino acids. The record is from RefSeq and is a predicted model, not a curated record. The transcript has 3 exons. NCBI's taxonomy places the organism in Eukaryota, Viridiplantae, Streptophyta, Magnoliopsida, Santalales, Ximeniaceae. Gene Ontology annotation, molecular function: protein binding.
AUGGUGUCCAGAGAAAAGCCCCAACUUUCUGCCUACAUGGCCCAGAAAUCUGAUCUCUUUGACGCACUACCGGACGACCUCGUCCUCUCUAUUCUCUGUAUGCUCAGCUCCACCGCCAAUUCUCCUUCCGACGUCGUCAGCGUUCGCAUCACAUGCAAAAGACUGAGCCGAUUAGUUGUUCAUCCUUUGGUGUUACGCGGCGCAGGACUGAAAGCAUUCGAUAUUAACGCCGGGAACUGGUCGGCAUCCGCGGACUGGUUUCUAGAACAGUGCGCCUCCGCCGGUAAUGUUGAGGCCGUCUACACCCUGGGCAUGAUUCGAUUCUACUGUUUGAAGAAUCGAAAGAGCGGUAUUUCUCUGAUGGUGGAAGCCGCGCUGAAGUCCCACGCGCUCGCUACAUACUCGAUAGCCGUGAUCCUCUUCAACGACCCCAACUACAUCAAAUACUGCGUGCCCGUGGCCGCUACGUUGUGCGCACGCGCUGCCUCCCUCGGUCACGUCGACGCCCUCCGCGACCUUGGCCUGCCCAGGAACGUGCGCGCCAGACGACUCCUCCUUGGGCUGCUCAGCGCGCUCCUCUCCGCCGUGCUCCGUCGCUUCUUUAAAUAUCCGACGUCGUGGCCGUCGCCCCGCAUCUUCAGGCGAAUCAUGGAGCCCAAGCACCCCGACGACCUCCAUCACUUCAUUGUCGCGCUGGAAAACUGGCCGCUUCCGCACCCGGCGAACCGGUUCCUGAUAGGAUGGUUCAGGCAAACCGCUUCCGCACCCGGCAAAUCUUCAUCAUCUCAUGAAGAUUGA